Messenger RNA from Pecten maximus, 3822 nucleotides. RefSeq names its product RAB6A-GEF complex partner protein 2-like. NCBI's taxonomy places the organism in Eukaryota, Metazoa, Mollusca, Bivalvia, Pectinida, Pectinidae. Gene Ontology annotation, biological process: retrograde transport, endosome to Golgi. Gene Ontology annotation, cellular component: Ric1-Rgp1 guanyl-nucleotide exchange factor complex; Golgi membrane. The record is from RefSeq and is a predicted model, not a curated record. The transcript has 9 exons. Bases 131 to 1294 code for a protein of 387 amino acids.
CUUGCGCUUAGUCCGUGUCAAAAAAAGUUAUUGCAGAAAGUGAGAGACGACAACAGCUGUUGGGAGUGUUUGUUGACAUAAAUAAUUGCUAAAUCAGAAAAUCUCAAGAAAUGGAGUAGAAGAAGUAACCAUGAUUGAGGUUUCUGCCAUUUUACCCCGGGGGUCGGUCUAUCUAGCCGGAGAGGUUGUAAAAUGUGUCAUCACCUUUACUAAUGUUGGAGCUCAUGAUCAAGUGCAAAAUGGCAGUGAAUGUUUGGCAUGGGCUAGUGUCCAGAUCCAUUGUCAGUGCUCGGUCAGCGAGACGAGAGUCCACCUGAUGCGGUCCGAGAGAAUGUCUACAGAGGAGGUGUCCACUACUGGCUGUGAUACUUCCUUUGUACCUAGCAAAGGUGAGAGGGGACUGACUGUGUUAUCAUCCAAACCUCGGAUCUUGUUCUGUGAUCUCAGAUUGGCACCAGGAGAAUCAAAAUCCUACACCUUUGAGGACACCAUUCCUUCUGAUGCCCCUCCCUCCUAUAGAGGUCAAGCUAUUAAAUACUCAUAUAAAUUGACCAUUGGUACACAAAAGUUUGACCACCCAACCAAGCUGCUGAGAAUUCCUUUCCGGGUUCUUGUGCUUCAUGGGCUGAAUGACAUCAGUGUGUACACAGAGGGUGAAGAAGUUACCCCGUCCAACCCUUUCCUGAAGCCACAGCAGACAGAGAACUCACUCCUAGAUAUUGCCAUGCAGGUUCUUGCUACCAUAACAGCGAGGAAGGCUCCACAUUCAUAUAAUAUUACCAAUGCAAAGGGAAAAGUUGCCAAGUUCAUUCUGUUCAAGCAAGCAUACAAAUUGGGUGAAGAUAUCGUUGGAGCAUUUGAUUUUACGGAUGGGACAGUAACAUGUGUUCAGUUUUCAGUGACACUUCAGAAUGAAGAGCAGAUAUCAGAAGAAUGUCGACGGAAGCCUGGUCAGGGAACGGCUGUCACAUCAUUUGUGAAGCAUCAAGAAAUGUGUAUACAUACACAGAAGACCCACAUCAACAUCCCAGUGCCUCUAACAGCCACGCCAGCCUUCAUCACAGACAUAGUGUGUUUGAGGUGGCGUUUACAUUUCGAGUUUGUCACAUCCUGUGAGCCAAUUCCGGAAUCAGAGCGACCUACAAAUCCUGAUGAGAGUGCUUCCUGGAGAGGUCCGCCCACACUUAAUGUGGAAACGAUGAUCUGGGACUUGCCAAUCAAAAUAUUUCCGACCAAUCCACUUCAUGCUUCAAGUGUAACAUGUACAAAAUCACUAUCAAAUGUACAAAUAUAGUUGUGAAUAUUUGAAACAGAAUCAUAAACCAAAUAUUAUUUUUAUAUUAAAAUAUGAAUUAUCUUCACAGGAUUUCAUUGAAAUGGUUUCAAAAGUUAUAUGCUUGUAUUUGAUGAAAACUAGAAUUAGGAAAUUACUGAAAGAUUAAUCUUUAACCCUUUUCUUGCAUUAUUUUAUCAGUUAGAAAUAACAGGAGAUAUUUUAGUUUCCUUUUGAAAAUGGGGAUGCAAAAGCUUCGUCAGUGUAGCAUGUGACCUCAGGUGAAGGUCAGGGGUGAUUGUUCAAACUCCAACAAGGGGUUGUUUAACAUGUUUCCCAUGGAAGCUGAAAUCCCAGAUCAGCCUGUGCUGUGGUGAUGUGCUUUGGAUGUGUUCUUGGGCAAGAGACUUCACUCUCAUCACCCUGAAUAGCAUGUAAAGGCCUCCUAUAUGUUUGAUGAGGUAGCCCCCAGCUGCUACUAACAAGGAAACUCCACAUGAUGACUAGCUGUUCCAGGGGCGAAUAUACCCAGAAAACAAACCUUUGGAGAUAUAGAGAUAACAUAUUUGUCCAAUGAUAAUUUUUUUUGACUGAACAUUAUAGUAGGUGAUGUAAAAAGAUUUAAUUUGAAAAUAGCUAAGCUAUUGUUCCUGCAGCUAGCAUGUACAAGAAAUUUACAAAUCUUGACCCACAAGGAAAGACCUACUGUAUUUAUCCUCCAAUAAGUCCCCUCCAACUGUGUAAAAGUUUAGAAUAUAUUUAUCUUCAAAUAAGCCUUUUUAGCUAGUAAAGGUUUAGUAUUUAAGUUUAGGGAGGGCUUAUUCAUGUAUCACUUUUAGCUUACUAUAGUAUUUUUUAAAAAUGAUGAUGAAAGGGGUAAUUUGCAGGCAGGGGCUUAUUUUCAGAUAUAUAAGUGUCACAUGUUAAUUAUGAAAGUAAAUACAAAAUGUAAUUAAGAACAGCUUUUGUAAAGGUCAGUAUACACUAUAUGUGAAUCAUGGAGCCAAUUAGUCAAAAUAAGUAAGGAUUUGUGCAAUAUUUAAUUUCCUGUUUGUGAAUUCUUUGGUUGAAGUGAAUCUUUUUAAAGUUAUCAGGGUAUAUUUUUAAAAAAAAAUGGGAUGAAUUUGUAAAUAGGUCUUUAUUCUGCUAUCAUUAUUUUCAGCUGACAUGGUAUGAGGCUGGUAGUACAUAUAUAACAAGUUGUUUUAUUUUAUUGGUUCUUGCAUUUAAUUUAGUAAAAUAAAGCGUGAAAAUGUAAAAGAUUGCAUAAGCAAAACUAAUCAGUUGACAUUUGUGUGAGUAUUGAUGUAAAAUCAAAUUUUUGUAAAAAGGUAGUGAUUGGAAUUGGUUCUUUCUAAUCAAGUAUAGAAUAUACAAAUAUAAUCUGAAGGUUUCUUAUGUUAAACAGCCUUUUAUCUGAUAUGGUUUACUAGCUUUAGUCGGCCUAUAUCAGAUUUACAAAGGGCCAUUAAAACAUAAAAAAACCUUCAGAUUAAGAAUACACAUUACCGAUUCAUUAUAAACUGUAAUCAGUUUUAUAAGUUUACUGGAUAAUUAUGUAAGUUGUGAGUUUCUCUUUUUGAAACAAUAAUAACUUUGAAAUAAAUGUACAUUUAUAAACAUCAGGUAUUUGGAAGCUUGAAUCUGUGUAUGUAUUUUUUAUUAUUUAAUACUGAAUACAAAUACCUGUACAUCUUAACUAGAAAACAGCCAUUCUAGUCCAGAAAUUACCUCAAAAAAAGUUUAUUUUUGUUUUUCAAGACAGGAAAAGGCCUUAUAUCUUAUAAUUUUGACUUAAAUUGGUUUAAUUUCUAUUUUCCAGUGAUAAAUUUAUCAUUUAUUUUUUAUCAUUGGUCUAUCGCUAUAAAAUAGUACACAUACAUGAUGUAUAUCUGAUACCGGGUAGUAAGGAAGUGAAAUUAUCGAAUUACCAGGAAUCAAAAUAUUUUUAUUUCCAAUGGUGGUCCGAUUCCAGUUUUGCAAAAAAUAAGGCUUCUCAUCGGAAAGUAUAUUGCUAAUGUUUAGGAAGUUAUGCAGAAUAUUUUUGUCAAGUUUAAAAAAAAAAAGACUUUCCGAUUGGAAAUCACAUGGGAUAUCUCGUCGAAUAGCAAAUUGACGUACCUGUAAAUUUCUUCAUUUACACUUCUGUUUACACUUUAGUGUUCCAGUGCACGUGAACUGUUCAGUAUUCUUUAAAACAUCUAUUUCUUUAGGAAGAAUUGAAGUUAAAGAAGCCUUGUACAUUUUUUGUUUUUAAGUCACUGGAACUUAAGUUUUGGGAUAUAAUGUUGGCUUGAUGUUUUGACUUAGAAGUCUGAGUUUGAAAAAGUACGAUUUAGUCUAUCAUAUACAAUAUAUAGAUUAAUGUGAUCACACUUUUUUGUAAGUCAAGGUAUAAGACUUUCACAUGUAAAUAUAUCCUAGCAACAGCAUUCAAAGGACCUAGUGCCUGUAGGGGAAAAUAACCUUGACAACCCUUUUCUCUUAUCUUCUGAUUGCUUCAAGUGAACAAAUUGUUUCAUAUACAAACAAAUAAAAUAAACACAAUA